This is a messenger RNA of Penicillium griseofulvum, 459 nucleotides long. RefSeq names its product SUKH-3 domain-containing protein. Lineage: Eukaryota; Fungi; Ascomycota; Eurotiomycetes; Eurotiales; Aspergillaceae. Bases 1 to 459 code for a protein of 152 amino acids. The transcript has a single exon. The record is from RefSeq and is a predicted model, not a curated record.
AUGAUGGACGAGAAAGAAAUCGAGACAGAGCGCGUCCUUCGAAAUGCGGGCUGGCGACCUGGACGCAAGAUCGAUACCAGUGCAUGGCGGGAUCAGCUGGAGAUGUUAGGAUUCGUCUGGACUGAAGCGGCAGAGCACUUCCUCUCAGAAUUUGGAGGGCUGGUCAUCGAUCACUGUGGCCCGGGGAUUACUUGCGCUCGUUCACCCUUUGAAUUAGACCCUCUUCUCGCCGAGGGCGAGGAUGACAGAUUUGCGGAGUGGGCCACGGUACUUGGCGAGCCUCUCUCUCCAAUCGGGCAACUCGAUCAUGGGCGAUUCUUUCUGGGUAUCUCUGGGUCUGGCGAUAUUUACCUUGUGGAAACUUGGCUAGCCUCCUUCGGGUCCGGACAGGAAGCCCUUAAGGCCCUGGUUCUUGGAAUAGCUCCACGAGAGAUUGAUGAGCACGAUCUCGAAACGUAA